Molecule: messenger RNA, 1008 nt
Organism: Ramularia collo-cygni
Lineage: Eukaryota; Fungi; Ascomycota; Dothideomycetes; Mycosphaerellales; Mycosphaerellaceae
Exons: 2
Coding region: 1-1008 (335 amino acids)
Source: RefSeq, a predicted model, not a curated record
AUGGCUCCUCUCUACCCAAUCCAACCUGUCGAAUCGCUGCCAACCAAGCACGACCUCAAGUACGUGGGAAACAUUGAUCGUGCGGAGCAUGUUGAAGAUGUGAGCAUACGUGUCGAAUCACUCAACGAACUGCAACAUCUUGGGAGAAGUAAUGAUGAGCCUCGAGCCUCUCUUCUCACUCUUCCCGUGGAGAUCCGAUUGCGAAUCUACGAAUUGGCAUACAAUGCUACGUUUCUACACUGGAAGCUGAAUUGGGAGAAAGGUUUGAGACUUCGACUAAGAGGAACAUCGGGAACAAGCUCUCCCUCUAUUCGGCUCGUCGGAUCACCAUUCAGUCUGCUACGAGUCUGCCAUGAAUUAUACGCGGAAGUUUCUCCGAUGCUCCCUUCGAUCAACCAUGUGGCCCUUCAGUUUGAUGACUUUUCCGAGAACGACAUGCAGCAAUGGCUGAGUACGUUGAGCGAUUCCCAAGUUACCAAGAUGCGCUCGUUCAAAAUGAUGGGCUGGGCAGACUGCCAUUUGGCAAAACCCCUCUACGCGGACGGCCAUCGGAUGGAUUGUCAUCGGUAUCAAAAGCCUCAUUCAACCUGUUCAAUCGCUUGCACUGAAUCUUGCAACAGCUCRGAUCAUCAAUCCAAGGGAAGAUCUAUACCCCGGGCGAAAAAUGGGCUCUGCGAUCGAUCAUUAACCCUGGACCUCAAUGCCUUUGAACAACAAUUCCAAGCCGAGCGAUUUGACAGGAUUAUGAAACAAUUCGGGCUCAAUCACGUCGAUGAGGGAUCGCAUCGUGAGUUUCACAAGGCCUGCUACCUUCUUCGCGWGCUCGACGGGUGCGUUGGUCGGCCUGCUCCCAAGGCGCAUCCAGCUGGAAGGACUUCCCAGUGUGGUAUUUUGGAUGCUGUGGAGACUGCCAUAGCUAGCUUUGUGAGCGAUGAGGGCGAUUUGAAUGUCACUAGGGAGAACAUUACAUUAUUGCACAGAGCUACUAUGAGAGGGACAAAUUUUUAG